UUCCGCCAGCUGGGCCGGCCGGGCGCCCGCGCGGAGGUUAGACCUGGGGACCUGUGUGGCCUGCAGCCAGUUGACCAUGGGAGGCGUGAGCUCGGGCCACCAGCCCCUUGGGUGAGGACUCCGCAGGCUCCCACAACUGGUCCAUCAUGGAAGCGAAGAGAACUCCUCUAGCCAGGAGACGUACUUGCUGAAGGCCGCGGGCUGUCUUCAGGAGGAGUGCCUGGCCUGACUGACCAGAGCAGGUGCUGCAGCAGCUCCACGGAUGGGGAGGUGGGCCUUCGACGUGGCCUUCGUGUGGAAGGCGGUGCUCACUCUGGGGCUGGUCCUGCUCUACUACUGCUUCUCCAUCGGCAUCACCUUCUACAACAAAUGGCUGACGAAGAGCUUCCACUUCCCCCUGUUCAUGACGAUGCUGCACCUGGCCGUGAUCUUCCUGUUCUCCGCCCUGUCCCGGGCGCUCGUGCAGUGCUCCAGCCACAGGGCCCGCGUGGUGCUCAGCUGGACCGACUACCUCAGAAAAGUCGCCCCGACAGCGCUGGCAACAGCACUUGACGUGGGCUUGUCCAACUGGAGCUUCCUCUACAUCACCGUCUCACUGUACACAAUGACCAAAUCCUCAGCCGUGCUUUUCAUCCUGAUCUUCUCUCUGAUCUUCAAACUGGAAGAGCUGCGUGCGGCGCUUGUGCUGGUGGUGCUGCUCAUCGCGGGGGGCCUCUUCAUGUUCACCUAUAAGUCCACGCAGUUCAACAUCGAGGGCUUCGCCUUGGUGCUGGGGGCCUCGUUCAUCGGCGGCAUUCGCUGGACCCUCACCCAGAUGCUCCUGCAGAAGCCUGAACUCGGGCUCCAUAACCCCAUCGACACCAUGUUCCACCUGCAGCCACUCAUGUUCCUGGGACUCUUCCCUCUCUUUGCCAUAUUUGAAGGUCUCCAUUUAUCCACCUCUGAGAAAAUCUUCCGUUCCCAGGACCCGGGGCUGCUCCUGCGAGUGCUCGGCAGCCUCUUCCUUGGUGGGAUUCUCGCCUUUGGUCUGGGCUUCUCAGAGUUCCUCCUGGUCUCCAGGACCUCCAGCCUCACUCUCUCCAUUGCCGGCAUUUUUAAGGAAGUUUGCACUCUGCUGCUGGCAGCUCAUCUUCUGGGAGAUCAGAUCAGCCUCGUGAACUGGCUGGGCUUCGCUCUCUGCCUCUCAGGCAUCUCCCUGCAUGUGGCCCUCAAAGCCCUGCACUCCAGAGGUGAUGGAGGCCCUAAACCCUUGAAGGGGCUGGGCUCCAACCCCGACCUGGAGCUGCUGCUCCGGGGCAGCCAGCAGGAGGAGGAGGACAAUGAGGAGGAGGAGGAGUACUUCACAGCGCAGGGGCCGCAGUGACUGGCCGGGGACCCGUCGGGCCGCAGGCGCUUCUGGCCCUCACACUGGACGGCGGCUCGUGGGCCCAGGAGACUCCUCAGAGCAGCUGGGCAGCCGAGGCCAGGAGGCACGCGGGCUGGACCUCUGACGACACGCCGCCUCGCUCGUCAGGGCUGGGUCAGAAGCUCGUCAAGCGGAGCACCUGGCCAGCCUCGGACCUGACCGGAGCUGGCCUGCGUCCCAGUGGGAGGAGGGGGCUGUUUUCAACUGCUGGUCAGAUCCCGAAGCUUGUGACUGUGAUUUUAUAAAGGGCUUCGGAGGGCGGGGCUUGGAACUGCAGAGCAGUCGGAACGGUUGCUGGAGAGGCUGGGGCCUCGUCACCUGGAGAGCGGCUUUCUGGGAGAACAGAUCUAUUUAUAGUUUGGAAAUAAAGAGUUUCCAGUCUGCUGGUCACCUGCUGUUGCCUGGA
Molecule: messenger RNA, 1811 nt
Organism: Talpa occidentalis (Iberian mole)
Lineage: Eukaryota; Metazoa; Chordata; Mammalia; Eulipotyphla; Talpidae
Gene: SLC35H1
Product: solute carrier family 35 member C2
Exons: 10
Coding region: 263-1363 (366 amino acids)
Biological process (GO): UDP-glucose transmembrane transport
Cellular component (GO): cis-Golgi network; Golgi apparatus; endoplasmic reticulum-Golgi intermediate compartment
Molecular function (GO): antiporter activity
Source: RefSeq, a predicted model, not a curated record